CUACUUUACGCCACAUCAUGGCGUUUUUCGUGAAAACGCCAAAACUACACGAUUAAGGGUUGUUUUUGACUGUAGUUGUGCGUCCACGUCGGGAUAUUCACUUAAUGAUUUGCAAUUAGUAGGCCCCGCGAUACAGGGCGAUUUGUUAUCCAUACUAUUGCGCUUUAGGGAAAACAAGUACGUGGCGUGUGCGGAUAUCGAAAAAAUAUACCGCCAGGUAUUGGUUGACAAGAAACAACGCGACUUGCAAUUAAUUAUUUGGCGGGAAAAUCCGUCUGACCCACUGCAAGUAUAUAAAUUAAAAACUGUGACUUAUGGCACGAAUUCCGCCCCGUUUUUAAGUUGUAGGUGCCUUAAGCAGUUAGCGCUAGAGUGUGAUGACCCUGAAAUAGCCAACGUAAUUAACAAUGAUUUUUACGUAGAUGACCUUAUUUGUGGCAACCCUAACCAGGAUAAAUUAAAACAAAUUUGCACAAAGGUCGUCAAGGUCUUGCAGUCGGGAUGUUUUCCAUUGCAUAAAUGGAUUUUUAAUUUCGAUUUUGAUGAAUUUACCGAAUCGACGGACUCGUCCAAAGAGUUAUCAUUAGGUGAAAACGUACAAAAUAAAACGUUAGGGUUAGGAUGGUACAACCGCUCUGAUGAAUUGUUUUAUCACACUAGAUUUGAAAUAAAUUCUAAGCCGAUAACAAAGCGCAUUAUCUUGUCGGUUUCGUCUCAAGUCUACGACCCUCUCGGCUUGCUUAGCCCAACUAUUAUGAUCGCGAAAGUACUUUUACAGAGGUUGUGGAUGUUAAAGGCCGAUUGGGACACCCCGGUCCCGAACGACAUCGCAAAAACAUGGACACGAUUUGUCGCUGAUCUUUCGAAUUUAAAGUCAAUUCGCAUUCCGCGUUACGUAUUAAAUGACAACCCUAAACAUUUAGAGUUGCAUAUUUUUUGUGAUAGUUCUAUAACCGCGUACGGAGCGUGCGCUUAUGUUCGCGCUAUCGAUAAUGAUAACAGUGUCACAGUCAGGUUAUUAUGCGCAAAAGGGAAGGUGACCCCAAUAAAACCAGUGACCCUGCCAAAAUUAGAAUUAUGUGCGGCGCUAGUAGCGGCACGACUAUAUGCAAAAAUAGAUAGUUCACUUCGCAGUCGGUUUAACAAAGUAGUAUUUUGGUCCGAUUCCACAAUUGUCCUAGGUUGGUUACGCACGCCACCUAACUUACUUAAAACGUUUGUACAAAAUAGGGUUACCGAAAUACACGAUUUAACGCAAAAUCAUCCCUGGCAUCACGUAAGAAGUGAAAACAACCCCGCUGACUUGAUCUCGCGAUCUCGACCGUUAAAUUCGUUGUGGUCUUCUACAUUUUGGGGACAAGGCCCAGAGUUCCUUCGCGAUAUUAAUUUCGAGCCUAACUCUGACUUAAAAAAUAACCAAAAUAAUGACGAUUUGCCCGAGCUAAAGGCGAAUGUUUCACUUGUUUGUGUACCUAAUCGUGACAAUGAGGGAUGUUUUCCUUUCCAUAGAUUUUCUCAAUUCAAUCGUUUACAGCGUACCGCGGCGUAUGUUUUGCGAUUUAUUUAUAAUGCGCGCAAUAAACUUAGCAAAAAAACUGGGUCAUUAAGUGUAGACGAGUUGAAUGAAUCCGUUCUGUUGCUAGCCAGGCUGGCGCAGUAUGAGUCAUACCGAGAUGUGCAUAAUUGCUUAUCACGUAAACAGCUGUUAACAAACAAACACGGUGCAAGCCUUACUAAAUUAAAUUUAUUUCUUGACAACACGAAUGUGUUAAGAGUAGGCGGCCGUUUAGAAAAUGCUAGCCAAUUUGGUUACGAGAAAAAACACCCUAUUUUAAUUUCGUGUAAACAUUAUUUAGCCGUGAUAUUAUUUCGUUUCGAACAUAAGCGACUGUUGCACGCGGCGCCACAGCUGUUGUUGUUUACUAUAAAGGAAACCUGGUGGCCAGUGGGAGCUAGAAAUUUAGCACGAAAGAUUGUUCAUGAUUGUGUCACGUGCAAACGGAUGCAAGGUCAAACAUUGACACCUAUCAUGGGCAAUCUGCCUCGCGAACGAUUGGAACCAGGGUAUCCGUUCAUAUACUGCGGCGUGGAUUAUGGUGGUCCAGUGCUUGUUUUGAAUCGCAAAGGUAGGGGUGCGAAAUUAAUAAAAUCAUAUAUUUGUUUAUUCGUAUGUUUAGUAACGCGCGCUAUUCAUUUAGAACUGGUCAGUGACCUCUCGUCUGAUGGUUACUUAUUAGCAUUAAAACGUUUUAUAUCGCGUAGGGGUAAACCUGUUGGAAUAAUAAGCGAUAAUGGAAAAAACUUUGUCGGACUAAUGAACGAUUUUGAAAAAUUUCUUUCAAGUAUAUCUGGCGAUAUACAAGAGUACGCCUUGUCUCAGAAAAUUAAAUUUCGCAUGAACCCGCCGUACGCCAGUCAUUUCGGUGGGAUAUACGAGGCAGGUAUUAAAAGUUGUAAAUACCAUUUGCGACGCGUUGUAGGCAACGCACAUUUGACGUUCGAACAAUUAAGCACGACCUUGACCGAGAUUGAGGCCUUGCUUAAUUCUAGACCACUUACUCCUAUGUCAUCUGACCCCAACGAUUUUUUACCGCUUAGUCCAGGGCAUUUCUUGAUUGGUCGUCCGCUAACCGCACCUGUGUGCGCUAGCCUGAGCGACGUUCCUGAGCAUCGGUUAACGCGUUACCAGAGAGUCGAACAGCUUCGUCAGCAUUUCUGGAGUCGUUGGUCGCGAGAGUACGUAACGGAGUUACAAGCCCGAUCAAAAUGGAGGUUUCAGUCUGAUGACCUCAAAGAAAAUACGCUUGUCGUCAUAAAGGAAGACAAUGCUCCCCCGCUAAAAUGGAGUUUAGGCCGAAUCGUCAAAACGUAUCCAGGCAAGGACGGCGUCUCGAGAGUGGCCGACGUAAGGAUGCCUUCUGGAGGAACUGUGAGACGCGCUUUCUCGAAACUGUGUCCGCUUCUUCAGCCAGACUGUUAGCCACGUCAUCAGUCCCAUUAUCACGUUUUGUAAACCACCAGUUUCCAAGGCCGGGAGUAUGUCAAUGCAACUUAUGUGGGAGACCGUACCCGAUGCAACUUACGCAGCCUACCGUACACAUAUCGCAUCAUCG
This is a messenger RNA of Cydia pomonella (codling moth), 3113 nucleotides long. RefSeq lists its product as uncharacterized. The transcript has a single exon. Gene Ontology annotation, molecular function: nucleic acid binding. Bases 755 to 2980 code for a protein of 741 amino acids. Gene Ontology annotation, biological process: DNA integration. NCBI's taxonomy places the organism in Eukaryota, Metazoa, Arthropoda, Insecta, Lepidoptera, Tortricidae. The record is from RefSeq and is a predicted model, not a curated record.